AUGGCCAACAAUAGCUUGGGCUUGGCUGGUAUAACCUUCAAUGGCGCCUGUCCAGCACCAUUUCUGGACCUUUCUGAUUAUCCACACACAGGAGGAAACAUUAAUGGACGAUUCUGCGGACCGUCGAACAUCCUCCCCGGCGGACCAUCCUGCUGUCUACCAUGCCCAGCAACCCAAUGGGUCUACAGCGAGUCCUUCAACCGCUGGGCCGUCGCUUCCGACUGGCUCAACGUCGUCGGUCUGGUCCUUUUGGUAUUCAUGCUCGCAUCCUACGCCUUCCUCCCCUCCCAAAAGACCCGUUCGCACUACCUCUCCAUCUGCCUCGUCAUCUGCAUCACGUUCCUCGCCCUGGGCUUCACAAUCCCGCUCGCCGCCCAACCAGACCAAUGCUACGACGGCAUCACCCCAAACGACAUGUACAGCUCCAUGGAAUGCGCCUGGAGCGGAGCCUUCAUCAUCGCCGGAGGCAUGGCCGCCGUCGUAUGGAUCUUCAUCCGAGCGCUGAGCAUGAAUCUGCAAAUUUGCUGGGACAUUGUCCCCGGCCAGAAAUUCUUCUACGUCGCUCAAGCGUUGGGAUGGGGCAUCUCCGCCGUCCUCUUCACCACCACCAUCACCCUCACCGGCGUGUCUUUCCGCUUCGGAACAGCCUGCCACGUCAACCAUGGGAACGCAAGAGCCGGUUUCUGGGGUCCUCUCAUGGGCAUCGCCGCAUGCGCGGGUAUCCUCCAACUCGCCACCUUCGGCUACUGCAUCCACGUCUACCUCAAAAGCCUCUGGAGCGACGACGAGUCCAUCCACACCUCCUCUUCCGCCAACGGCGGUCUACCCUCCUACAACGCCAGCGUCCGCACCCAAACCGCGCGAGCGGUGUUUGAACGCAUCAAAAAAGUCCUCUGGCUGCAAUGGCGCGGCAUCGCCAUUGUGACCAUCAUUCUCGCGGACGUGGUGUUCUUCACCGUCAUCUUCCUCACGUUGGAUAGUAUGCAGGCCAAUGUCGCCGACCACGUCAAGGAACUGACGCCUUGGUACGCUUGUCUGGUCACGAAUAUCGGCAAUAGUGAUGUGUGUCUGCACUAUGUCCAAGGCUGGCUGGUGAAUGAAGGUACCGUUAUCGCUGUCUUGGUCCUGCUGGGUCUCGCGGGACUACAGAGUUUCCUCCUACUCAUGCGCCCGAGCGUGUUCCGCGCAUGGUGGGAUUUGUUGACGGGACGGUGGAAGAAGCAGGAAUUCGUCAGUCUGGACGCGACGAGGAACGCGAGUCAGACUCCGCGACGAACGGCGAGUAAACAGGCGUUGUUGAGGUUGUCCCGUGGACCUCAGGCGACGACGUUUGAAAUGCAGCAGAAGAAACAGAGUGGGGAGUCGGAGAAGACGCAGGUUACUGUCAUCAGUAAGCCGGGCGAUGUUUACUCUCCUAAUCCGGGGGAGGCGUAUCCGUUCAACAGUCCAAGCUCGGGGAGAGGAUCGCCGUUUUCGGAUGAUGGUAUGAGGACGACUUUGCCGACCAUUAUGACCACGACUGUGGAUCACCGCGGUCGCAUACCGAAUGAGUAUGUUGGCCGUAUCACGCCUUCGCCAGUGAAUGGUGCAGCUCAAGGCGAGGCGCAGAACAAUUCGUCCUACAAUCGACGAUACCCAAACUCGUCGUUUUCGAACCCGCGAGCGCCGUCGAGGAACAACAGACAAAGUCAGGCGGGAAGCGCAUACAGUGACAGCCGAUCUUGA
Zymoseptoria tritici IPO323 is the source of this 1725-nucleotide messenger RNA. RefSeq lists its product as uncharacterized. The transcript has 3 exons. The coding region runs from base 1 to 1725 and encodes 574 amino acids. The record is from RefSeq and is a predicted model, not a curated record. NCBI's taxonomy places the organism in Eukaryota, Fungi, Ascomycota, Dothideomycetes, Mycosphaerellales, Mycosphaerellaceae.